UUCUGCUCUAAAAAAAAAAAAAAAAAAGCCAGGUUGAAGUUUGCCAUUACAGGUUUCCCAGGCCAUCAGUCAGCACAUGAAACCCACUAAUGGAGGCCAAACCUCAUCCUCUUCUCACUCUUGCCUAACCUGUGGAUUUUUCCAGAUGCAGCUGAAGUGCUAGUUGUUCUCACCAGGGAUUCAAAGGCCCAGGUUCUGGCAAUGACCUUUUCUAGGACUCAUCUGGACCGCCCAGGAUUCUAUGCUGGAGAGUAAAACAGUCUGUUUUACAUUUGGCUUUAUAUAAUGCUGUCUCCACGGUUGUUCCACAAAAUCUUGGGAGUAGCUCUUUUCCUGUCCCCAUGCUGUGCUGAAGGUAAACCAGCAGGAAAUUGGCUACUGCCCGGUUUGGGGCACUUGUUUGGCAAUGGGAGAGAUGAAGGAUUUGUACCAGUUUCCCAACCGCUGGCUGAUAAUGAAGUGGGAGAUGUUAUCCGUCAGUUAGAACAUCGGAUUUCCAGACUCGAAGGAGUCCUCCGUUUACAAAAGAUGAUAACGGAAUCUGGAGGGAAAAUAUUUGCUACCAAUGGGAAAAAAGAUAAUUUCGACGCUACGAUUCAAAAAUGCAAAGAGGUUGGAGGGUCUAUUGCCACUCCAAGGAACCCAGGCGAGAAUGAUGCCAUUCUGUACUUUGUGAAAAAAGCUAAUACCUACGCCUACCUGGGGAUGAAAGAAUCUCUAAUUCCAAGAAAAUUCCAGUUCCUGGAUGGUACAGAGCUGAGCUAUACUAAUUGGUAUUCAAAUGAACCUGCUGGCAACGGGGAAGAGGAAUGCGUGGAGAUGUACACUGAUGGCACUUGGAAUGACAGAAAGUGCAACCAGUAUCACCUUAUUGUUUGCAGCUCACCAAUAACUGCCUGCACCCAUCAGCUCACCCGCCCACAGGCUUCAGCCUUGCGUGACUCCUCUUGUGAAACAAACUCUGCCAUGAGCACAAGGAAACAAGACCACAGGCAUGGCCUCGUACAGUAGUUUUCCACUCAUUGUAUUCCAAUCAAGUUUAGGAAGUUUACAAUGAUUAACAUCAGCCUGAGAAUGAAGUUGGACCCCUUCAACAGCCAUGGUUGAACACCACCUCCUCUAAGACGGGCUCUGGCUCCCUGACAGCAGAGGAUGGACACCCAGACAAAGCCACUUCAUUUUACCUGCAGGACACCUUGAGGACGCCGAGCAGCCAGGUCCUGGUGAGAGACCACUAGAGCAGAAAAUGAGGACAGGGGAUUUCCCACGCAAACUAUGGCUGAAUAACUGCUUGUCUAAACAGGAGAGUUGCAGCAAACUGAAAGAGGAGAAUGAGGAAGAGAAUGAAAUAACAGCCAGCAAGAAUUGAAACAAAAGCUGAAGAAGGAAGCAAACAUAGUUGAAGCAAGAAGUUAACAGAAAAUGCCUGACAGAGAAAAAUGCAGAAACAAGAGUCCACAAAUUAAGUCAGAAGUUAAGGUAUUUAAAGGAAUUCAUUAAUGGACAAAGAAAACUGAAUUAGAGGACAGGAGGCCCACCUCUGAGGUUCCCAGUGCAGCAUCUAUGUGCAGCAAUGAAGCAGCACAAGGCAGCUCCCUGAGCACAAACAUCCCUUCUCCCACAGCUGCCUCCCCUGGUUGUGAACAGCCUCACACUUACCUGCAUCCACCAGCAAAGGAGCAAGAAGGAAAAAAAUAUCAAAAGUGCCACAAGAAAGGUCAGAAUAGGACAUAGCCUAACACGCUCCAGAGCACAGCCCCACCAGUCAGAGCUGCAGACCUGACAAGAUGAAAACCAAACCCAAACAAAACCAAGCAGCUCUUUUGUAGCUCAGGUGACACCAGAGGCAGAGCACAGCUGGCUUCGGGGAACGAACCUGGUGGGCAGCAUUCCAGCAUCAACGACCAUCCUGCCACAGGUAUGUGGCUUAGCUGGCAGAGACACAGCCCUGAGCACACCCCAGGCUCUCAGCAAGCUUCAGACUCUUGACAUGGAGGAAAUCAUGGUGGAAACGAUCCUGGCCCCAUGGGAAAUACUGCUGGUGAUUUUGGCCACAGUGCUGAUAAUGAGUUUCCUCAUGUUUCUGCCCCCCGCCGCAGUGGUGAUCUGGAGGAUGAAGCGUGUGCCGCAGAUCUCCCUGCAGGGCUCGGUGUGAGCCAACCCCAGCACAGGCUGUCUCGCCCCCCAGCCCUGGGAAGGAUGGCUCAGGACGAUAACAUCGCCCAGGAGGGCUGUUACUGCCUAGGAUCCAUCCAAAAACCAUGGGUUUCCAAGUCUAUUGCUGCUAAGUUCCUGUGAAAAGACAUUGUGUAUAAUUUUGUCUUCAUGUACUACCCUUCUCAGCACUUUGCCUUCCAUUUUUUCUCUACAUUGUAAUUACUGUUGUUGGCUUAGUUCCUAGACCGACUUCUUCUCUUGCUUUAUAAUGGUCUGCAAAGAAGACUGAAAGAGAAGCAAGUAUAAUACAGCAUUGUAUUCUCUUAACUAGUGUCAGGAAAGCCUUUCUGUAGUUACUCUGUAAGGAGUACCUAGGCCUUCAGCUGAGGUGACCACAGUUAUGCAGGUGGACAUACCAGCAGCCAGAGGUGUGCUCUGGGGAGGCAACACAGUGAGUUAAGGUACUGGCUCACAGCUUAUAAACAGCCAACUCAUCCCUUCGUUGGUGUGUCUGCUACGCUCACGGUCAGAUGACUGACUGGUUCUGGGCUCAAAAGCAAGCCAUGUUUUUUUUUGCUUGUAAUGACUGGAUUCUGAGUCAGAAAGAUAGUAUGUAAUUUUCUAUAGCUGAAUCGUUUAACUGAUUAAUGAGGUAAAGGUCAAUUAGACAAAAUGUAUCACAUAACCAUGCUGUCUGUGUCUGAGACAUUCACAGGAACAGGGAAAAGGUGAAGUAGAGAAAGCAAAGACAAACAGAUGAUGCGGCUGUCUUCAGAUCUGUGGCGUCAGUGUUUGCUCAACAGAAGAAAAUUAAAACAAAAGCCCAAGCCUGGGUUCCACCGAAAACCAAGCAAGUAGUAACUAAGCUUUUUGUUUAGAUUUCGUAAUAAUGCAUAUACUUGUCUGUUCUGUAGCUGCAGCUGUACAAAUAAACUGGGUCUCUAGUGCUAUGGUGUCUUUGGUCUUCACUUGUACCCAGUGCCAGGUGGCCAGUGGCCUGGGCUUUCUGCUCUUUACACUUCCUACUGUGGCUUUGGUUUUCCAGAGUACGUAUGUGUGCAGGAGGGGUAUAAAGGCCCUAAAUAUGGCCUGUCCCAACUCUAUCACCAACCAGACCUCGGUUCCUUUUGUACUUUCCCACCAAAGCUAAGCCACAACUUGUGGUAACCACAAUCUCUGGCUAAGGGAGGCCCCAGAGCUGUGUGUGCCACAUACACCCAGGGAGCACGAGGACGUGUGAGUGCAGAAGCACACUUUAGCCCAGGAUCCCGCAGAGUGGACACCAUAGCUGUUAGAGCAAAUCAAGGGUCAAUAGGACUUUUUUCCAGAGCCCCACAGGGGCUGAACAGAGGACAUUGAAACUGAUCUCUAGCAGGCUAACCAGAGAGCUUCUCAGGCAGGUCCCUCAACACCCACCUCCACCUUUUUGGCAGAGAAGACACAUAUCUGCUAGUUUAGGGCAAUCCUAGUUCUCACAUUUUGUACUGGAUGGGGAUGUUGCAUUUUUUCUGUCAUUUUGCCUGGUUACAGCAAGCAUACGGGGCACUUUUUGACUCCUAAAGGCUAUAUCUUUCUGUGGGAUGUCCUCAAGCUGCUAAAUACAGGCAAACCCUUUCGG
Messenger RNA from Calidris pugnax (ruff), 3775 nucleotides. RefSeq names its product pulmonary surfactant-associated protein A-like. The record is from RefSeq and is a predicted model, not a curated record. The transcript has 9 exons. NCBI's taxonomy places the organism in Eukaryota, Metazoa, Chordata, Aves, Charadriiformes, Scolopacidae. Bases 286 to 1011 code for a protein of 241 amino acids.